UUUGAUUACGAUCUUCGACGUGUUGUAUUUUGAUUUCAUUAUUUAAAAGAAAUCGGCAUUUUAUAAUUUGUCUUUAUUUAAUUGCAACUUUUAACUUUGAUUUCACAACAUACAUUUUUAAAAAUAAAAUGUUUAAUGAUGUAUACUUUACUCCACGGAUUUUAUAAAUAUGUUGUUCAGAAAGACGAAUAUUUCGUGUUGAUAUUAGGACUGGACAAUGCGGGGAAAACGACUUAUUUGGAGGCAACCAAAACAAAAUACACAAAAAAGUAUAAAGCAAUGAACCCCAGUAGAAUAACAACCACAGUAGGCUUAAAUAUAGGUAAAAUAGAUGUAGAUGGAGUUAGACUUAAUUUUUGGGACCUGGGUGGCCAACAGGAAUUGCAAUCACUAUGGGAUAAAUAUUAUGCAGAAUGCCAUGCUGUUAUUUAUAUUGUAGACUCUUCAGAUAGAGAAAGAGUGUCAGAAUCAAAGGAAACUUUCGACAGGAUGAUAGCAUCGGAGCACCUCUCCGGCGUCCCGCUAUUGGUGCUUGCGAAUAAACAGGACAUUCCAGACUGCAUGGGAGUGCACACCGUUAAACCAAUCUUCAACCAGAAUGCGCACUUGAUUGGUGCUAGAGAUAUAAUGCUUAUGGCCACAUCUGCUUUGACUGGAGAUGGCGUCGACGAAGGGAUACGGUGGCUAGUGGACUGCAUAAAGAGAAACAGUCUCGAGAGACCACCGCGGAAUCACGAAGACAAUUUGUGAAGCACAACGGCUGCGGGCUGCAAAUUGCGACAUUCACAAUAAAUAUUACACCAUUGCAAUACCGACACAUUGAAUAUUAAUUAGCUUUCCUAUUAAGAUAAUGUUCUGACUCGUCCCAUUGUUUUGUACAUACAGUAUUGACGUUUGAAAAUAAAACAUACGAACUGAG
Molecule: messenger RNA, 919 nt
Organism: Pararge aegeria (speckled wood butterfly)
Lineage: Eukaryota; Metazoa; Arthropoda; Insecta; Lepidoptera; Nymphalidae
Gene: Arfrp1
Product: ADP-ribosylation factor-related protein 1
Exons: 5
Coding region: 136-750 (204 amino acids)
Biological process (GO): protein localization to organelle; intracellular protein transport; Golgi to plasma membrane protein transport
Cellular component (GO): Golgi apparatus
Molecular function (GO): GTPase activity; GTP binding
Source: RefSeq, a predicted model, not a curated record